AUGGUGCCCUUGACGCUCCUACUACCUUCUCUCCUUGCCCUCCUCUCCAUAGCCUUUCAGUCACACUUUGCAGCUGGGCAGGAUGACUACUUUAUAGUGGGCGAUCUUAAUCAGUAUACCACAGAAGGGGUCCCUACGCCCACUCUAACAGGGUCUACAAUUGAAGUUACUGCUGAUGGUGACCCAGUAGAAAACCGGCUCUUGGUAUAUCUGUCUCCAGACAUGGAGACGAGUCUGAAAUCUACCAUGGAUAGCAACUGCGCGACAGAAGUUGAUACGAAUUGCUACCAGGCUGUCAUGGAUCUCUUUGAAGGCGCUAACCACGUUCUCCAACCCCGCAGUCUGGAGCAAUACGCGUUAGAGGUGCGCAACCCGGCGAUAUUGAUAUAUUAUGCCGGCGGGAUCUUGAUUUCCGCUUUAUUAUUCCCUCUUCUCUACGAGGGAGACCGUGUUGUCCCGGUGCCUAUCAAGAUCCCUCCAAACCAUAUGACCAUCACGGCACCUUCUGAGCAGGAUAAGGCGACUGGUACUCCAGUCGUGAUUACGACCUUUGCAAGUGCUGGGAAUGGCGCGAUGGCGGGAGACGUGGGGUCGGACACGAGUAGCUGCGACGUGGGCGAGGAUACCACCGACUCGAUUCGUACCCGCCAGGUAGGUGUAGACCUUAUCUAUGGCGCUCAAAUCACUCUUACCGAUUCAAUUAACCGGCUAGGAGCGCCUGACUGGCUCCUAGUGCACGGGGGGACGAUGGCGUGGGCUAAGGCAGAGAUGGUAGCAGCGGUGAACACAGUGGUGCGGUGGACGCUUAACCAGGCCAGCUUACUGAACUCGACUAUCAUUGGAGCCCUCCUUACAUUACCCCUAGGAAUAUCUAUUAUUGACAUCAGUAAAUUCGUCAUCCAAGCACAAGGCUACAACCCCUUGACCAACGUCUUCGAACCUGACCCCAGCGACUAUAACUGCAAGGGCUUAUCCAUGUGCACGACCCCAAGCUUUCUGAAGUGGUGCGACCACGCUGUGAAUAGCCUACAGCAAAAUGACGUCCCUUCCUACUUUCCUACUUCUGCUAACGAAACCGGCAUUAACCAAUCCGGCAAUUGCUGGGGCGAUCAGACGCGGGGCUGCGGUGUCUUUAUCCAGGGUGAUGCCAGCUGCAGUAUCAGUGGUAAUGACCUGUGGAACGAUUACCAGAACAUCUGUAACAUUGGCGGCUGUUCUAAGUGUGGCUCGUUCUACAGGGAAGACGGUUGUCAGAUUACUAUCGACUAUGUCUAUGAAUGUGACAACCACUAG
This is a messenger RNA of Aspergillus nomiae NRRL 13137, 1293 nucleotides long. RefSeq lists its product as uncharacterized. The coding region runs from base 1 to 1293 and encodes 430 amino acids. NCBI's taxonomy places the organism in Eukaryota, Fungi, Ascomycota, Eurotiomycetes, Eurotiales, Aspergillaceae. The record is from RefSeq and is a predicted model, not a curated record. The transcript is spliced from 7 exons.